CCGGCCCCGACGGCCCUGCCGCCUUCGGCCCCGCUGACAUCCACGAGGGCUGGUUCCACGAGACGUGCAGCCUGUGGCCCGGCCAGGCCCUGUCGCUGCAGGUGGAGCAGCUGCUACACCAUCAGCGCUCGCAGUACCAGGAUAUCCUUGUCUUCCGCAGUAAGAGCUACGGCAACGUGCUGGUGUUGGACGGUGUCAUCCAAUGCACGGAGAGGGACGAGUUCUCCUACCAGGAGAUGAUAGCCAACCUGCCCCUCUGCAGCCACCCAAACCCACGGAAGGUGCUGAUCAUCGGGGGUGGGGACGGAGGUGUCCUGCGGGAGGUGUUGAAGCAUUCCUCCGUGGAGUCUGUGGUCCAGUGUGAGAUUGAUGAGGACGUCAUCCAGGUCUCCAAGAAGUUCCUGCCGGGCAUGGCCGUGGGCUACUCCAGCUCCAAACUGACCCUACACGUGGGCGACGGUUUUGAGUUCAUGAAACAGAACCAGGAUGCCUUCGAUGUUAUCAUCACUGACUCCUCAGACCCUAUGGGCCCUGCAGAGAGUCUCUUCAAGGAGUCCUAUUACCAGCUCAUGAAGACGGCCCUCAAGGACAAUGGCGUCCUCUGCUGCCAGGGCGAGUGUCAGUGGCUGCACCUGGACCUCAUCAAGCAGAUGCGGCAGUUCUGCAAGUCGCUCUUCCCCGUGGUGGCCUAUGCGUACUGUACCAUCCCCACCUACCCCAGCGGCCAGAUAGGCUUCAUGCUGUGCAGCAAAAAUCCCAGCACCGACUUCCAGAAGCCCGUGCAGCCUCUGACACAGAAGCAGGUGGAGCAGAUGCAGCUGAAGUACUACAACUCAGACGUGCACCAGGCCGCCUUCGUCCUGCCCGAGUUUGCACGCAAGGCCCUGAAUGAUGUGAGCUGAGCCCAGGCGCCCCUGCUGACACCGCCCAGGACCUCAGGCCAGGGAGCCUCCAGGGCGCCUGGGCGCGACGAGCCCUGGACGAGACCCCCCACCCCCCGCCCCGCCGGUGUGCCCACCAAGCAAGUGUUACAGGCCCCAGAAUGCUGCCCGGGCCGCCCUGCUGGGCGGACUGUCUCUCUGUCGAUGUGGCGUCCAGCCUCCAAGCCUCUACCAGCCGUGUACAGCACCUUCUCCACCUUCUGUCGCCCUCACUCACCAAACACGUGUAUUUAUAACAAAUUCCGAAUCGUGUGUCCCCAGAUCUUGAAUGGGCCCAGGCAGGUGCCACAUCAGCCAGUGUUGGGCGUUCCUGUGUAUUGGGCUCGGAGCUGACCCCAGCGUCUGGCCUCCAGGUAUCCGCCACGUGUCGGUGAAUAGGCAGACCCGGCCCUUCUGUGUCGCCUGGGACUGGCCCCUUGACCUCUGGUACCAGGGGACGCAGCGGUUAGCAGACCGGGCCCAAAUCUGUACCAAGACACUGCUGUAGUCAUUCCUUCACCAAGCCCCACAGAGGGUGGAGAUGACAGACCCCUGGGGCAAGGGCUGUGGGGUUGAGAAGAUCAUGGUGGGGUCACUCAGGGGCUUUGUUGUCUCAGAAGAAUUCAGGUCACUCACAGGGUUGUCAGGUCCCAUCCUGGGGGUUCAGGGCGACGCUGGAUGGGGCUCCAGAGGUGGCUGGCUGGUGCGUAGUUGGUGUCGUUACUUGGGCCUGUUUAAGCACAUCAGGUGCCCUGACUUGGCUCAGGAUUCAGACUUAGGUUCAAAUCCUGCCUGCCAACCCAUGAGCAUGCUCUGGUAAAUUCUCAGAAGUACCCCCCAAGGGUUGAGAGGUUGAGAAAGCAGGUGUGGGUGGCCGUACCAGGACUCUGUGGGCACAGGACUGUCCCCUCUCCAAGGUCCUGAACCUCCAUCCUCUGCCCCAGGCACCUCACCCUUCCCAACAACCAGGACUGAGGCUCUCCUGGGAGGAGAAGAGCCACCAUAACAGGGUGCAGGUUGGGGAAGGGGGCCUCCAGCCCACUCUUGUCUCAGGGUCUGCAGGAAAGGGCCCUGCUCUCUAGAAGAGCUGACCUCACCAACCCCUUUCUCCACCCUGGACAGAAGCACUGCCAGAGGAUGGGUUGACCUGGAAGACUUGGCAGGAAGGGGACAAGGGAGUGGCCCCGGCAGGGAGGUGGGGUGCUAGAACACCUCCGACCUGCACCUGCCCUGCGCAGCUACCUUGGACCUGAUAGUUUCCAGGGGGCCUGGAACUGCAGUCAUCAUGGGGGUGGGGAACAAGCCUCCAGCUGCACAGCCCACUUCUUGAGUGGCAUCAGGGAGGUCACUUGCCGGCUCUGGGCUCCACGCACCCCACCCCCAGCCCCUCACUGGACUUGGAGCACCUUCUGACAUGUGAUUGCAAGUUAACUUCACCAUUCCACCACCCCCCAACUCUAGAACAAUCUUACACCCAGGCUUGGGGGUGAACAUUGUUUCCCCAGGUCUCCCCACUCGUGGGGAGAUGAGGUAGGGUCAUGAUGUGUGGGUCACACGGCAGAGUGUCCGUUAAAGGAAGACGUGGUAGCUACUUAUGAGGCCCUGACCCAACCCAGGUCUCCUUCCUUAAACCUUCCAGCUGCUCGUGAGGAAGGUAGAUGACAUGCCCAAGGCCACACACCUAGUAAGCACACGGUGGAAGACACCAGGCAGCCGGCCUUUGGAGAGCCACUCCACUCGACCUGCCCUGCGUGCCUCCUCUGCAGCUCAGCCCAAGCACCCUUGGGCCCCAACAGGGACAUCACCAGACAUCCACUCUUCUCCCCCAGCUCAUCUUACCAAGCUCCAGGAAGGUCCAUCCCUAGGGUGACCCCAGGAAUGCUGCUGGCAGGGGUUCUGGGCCUGAAUCUGAAUCUCAACUCUGCCUCCCCAUUGACUGUGGCGUUGAGCCGCUCACAGCUCCUGGCUUGCUUGCCUUGUCUGUCAAGUCUCUGGGAGCAAUGGUCCUCACCUGUGACAGGCUCUGUUAAGCAGCAUGGGUCAUGUGGUGCUCGUGCAACUAGUGGGAAUCAGGACUGCCCGUCGGGGCAGAGGAAGGGAAGAGGAGGCCCCAAGUUGUUGAAAGAGAGGGGUCGUUGGGGAAACAAGGAUGCCUGACCUGGACGUUGAGGUUGUCUCUGUGUAAAUCCCUCCACUUCCCCAACUUCUAGUAAAGCCUCCUUGAAGGGGUGCACAUUAAGGACUAGCGCUGGACCCCACAUCUAGACAGAUGUGAUGGAGACACAGACUGAUGGCCUGAAGCAGGAGUGGGGCACUUGGUGCAGGCGUGGCCCGAGCCCCGAGGUCCCAGAAAUCCCAGAGAGGGUCAUGAACAGGCCCUGCCUGUGGCAUCGAGGAUAAAAUUGAUCCUGUCUAGAGCUUCUUGGGUUUUGUUGUUAUUUUAAGUAAGCUUUAUGCCCAACAUGGGGCUCCAACUCACGACCCCAAGAUCAAGAGUCGCAUGCUCUACUGACUGGGCCAGCCAGGCACCCCCCUGCCUAGAGUUUGGAAGUUAUUUAUCGAAACUAGCGCUGCCCUGGUUUAAGGAUUCCAGUAGUUGCAGGUGGAUCAUUAGAAGGAAAAUGGCGGCCCUCCUCAGCCACUUGGCUUCCUGCAGAGCCAGCCACGUGUACCUCUCCCAGCUGAUGGUUCUGGUAUUUACCUGCACGUCUGUAUCCUCUUGUAUUACCGCGUUUUAGCUUGUCGGUUCCAGUCAUAAUCUGUUGACUUGCCACUAGGGAAGUUGAGGGUUUAGUUCUUUCCUUCCCUGACCCAACCACACUCAACAACGACGUGAUCACCUCGGUCAGGCCCAUGUUUAUAGUGUUAGUGCCAUCACAUCUCUGUAAACACCGCUCUCGGCCGGGACUCGAGUCUAUCCCCCGUGCAGCCGCUGCUUGCCCCUGGAGGUGUUUCGCAUUUGCUUAAUUCGUAAUAAAUUCAUCACCAGUUUA
Messenger RNA from Leptonychotes weddellii (Weddell seal), 3913 nucleotides. RefSeq names its product spermidine synthase (gene SRM). Lineage: Eukaryota; Metazoa; Chordata; Mammalia; Carnivora; Phocidae. The record is from RefSeq and is a predicted model, not a curated record. Gene Ontology annotation, biological process: spermidine biosynthetic process. Gene Ontology annotation, molecular function: spermidine synthase activity. Gene Ontology annotation, cellular component: cytosol.